This is a messenger RNA of Sporothrix schenckii 1099-18, 3462 nucleotides long. RefSeq lists its product as uncharacterized. Gene Ontology annotation, molecular function: siderophore-iron transmembrane transporter activity. The transcript is spliced from 3 exons. The coding region runs from base 1 to 3462 and encodes 1153 amino acids. Gene Ontology annotation, biological process: intracellular iron ion homeostasis; transmembrane transport. The record is from RefSeq and is a predicted model, not a curated record. Lineage: Eukaryota; Fungi; Ascomycota; Sordariomycetes; Ophiostomatales; Ophiostomataceae. Gene Ontology annotation, cellular component: endosome; vacuolar membrane.
AUGGCCGAGAAGCAGGCCCACGCCGGCCCUCCGGCGUAUGCAACGUCGGCGCCCGAGAUCCAGACCGACAGCAAGGACGUCAACGCUGCCACGACCACGGCCAAGGCCGCUGACCGCCCGAGCAGCCUCCAUGCACAGUCGGCGGGCGUCACGCGCAUGGAGGCGCUGGCGGCCGUGCUGACGCGCACCGACCGCGUCUUCUUGUUCUUUGGCGUGUUCCUGGUGGCGUACGCCUACGGGCUCGACGGCACGGUGCGCUACACGUUCCAGACGUACGCGACGGCGUCGUACGCGCAGCACUCGCUGCUGGCGGCCAUCAACGUGCUGCGGUCGGUGAUUGCGGCGGCCGCGCAGCCGACGGCCGCCAAGGUGGCCGACAUCUUUGGCCGCGUCGAGCUGGUGCUCGUGUCCAUUGUCUUUUACGUCGUGGGCACCGUCGUGCAGGCGUCGUCGAGCGGCGUCAGCGCGUUUGCGGGCGGCGCCGUGCUCUACCAGAUCGGCUACACGACCGUGAUCCUGCUCGUCGAGGUCAUCGUGGCUGACCUGACGUCGACGCGCGCGCGCCUGCUCUUCUCCUACAUUCCGGCGCUGCCGUUUGUCAUCAACACGUGGAUCAGCGGCAACGUGACGUCAAGUGUGCUGGCGGCCACGACAUGGCGCUGGGGCAUCGGCAUGUGGUGCAUCAUCUACCCCGUCUGCUGCGUGCCGCUGCUGGCGACGUUGCUGGCCGUCGGCCGCCGCGCCCGGCGCCGCGGCCUCGUCAGCCCUUACGCGCAGGCGCUGCGCGCGCAGCAGGGCACGCGCGGGUUCGUCGUCGACCUGUUCUGGCGCCUCGACGCCGUCGGCAUCGUGCUGAUGGUGGCCGUGUUUGCACUCAUCCUCGUGCCCCUAACGCUGGCGGGCGGCCUCACGGCGACGUGGCACGAGGCGCACAUCAUCGCGCCGCUGGUCGUCGGCUUUGUCUGCAUCCCCGUCUUCGUCGCGUGGGAAACCCGGGCGCCGCACCCGCUCGUGCCGUUCGCGCUCAUGAAGGACCGCGGCGUCUGGGCGCCGCUCGGCAUCGCGCUGCUGCUCAACUUUGCCUGGUACAUGCAGGGCGACUACCUGUACACGGUGCUGUUUGUCGCCUUUGACUUUAGCGUCGCGGCCGCCACGCGCAUCACGUCGCUCUACUCCUUCUGCAGUGUCGUCACCGGCUUCCUGCUGGGCCUCGUCGUCUUCAAGGUCCGCCGCCUCAAGUACUUUAUCCUCGCCGGCACCGUGCUCUUCCUCGUCGCCUUUGGCCUGCUCAUCCACUACCGCGGCUCGACGACUGCGUCCGCGUCCAGCCGCGCCGGCGUCAUCGGCGCCGAGGUGCUGCUGGGCAUCGCCGGUGGCCUGUUCCCCUACCCGGCGCAGGCGUCCCUGCAGACGUGCCUCAAGCACGAGAACCUCGCCGUCAUGACGGGCCUCUACCUCGCCACCUACAACAUCGGCUCCGCCCUCGGCAACACCGUCAGCGGCGCGCUCUGGUCGCAGGUGCUGCCACGCACGCUCGAGCACAACUUGGCCCCAAUCAACACCACGCUCGCCGCCGUCGUCUACGGCGACCCGCUCUCCGCCGCUGCCGCCUACCCCGUCGGCACCGUCGAGCGCACCGCCAUCAUCGAGUCGUACCAGCACGUGCAGCGGCUGCUGACCAUCACGGGCAUCGCGCUGUGCGUGCCCAUCAUCGGCCUCGCCCUGGCGCUGCGCAACCCCAAGCUCAACGACGAGCAGACGCUGGCCAAGAGCGAUGACGACGAUUCCAAAAUCACCCGUCGGGUUGAACAUGUCGACGGCCGCGCCGAACCGCUUGACCAGGCCGCUCGCGUCCAGCUGGAACUCGGCCUUGACCAUGGCGUCGGGGACCGUGGCGUGCCGGAAAAGGUACAAGCCCGCGACAAAGUAGUCGGCCGUGACGUGGUCCAGCAGCAAGCGCACGGGGAGGGCGCCGGUCACGUCGGCGCGCAGACGGGGCGUCGCCUUGUCGUUGUCCUUGCCCUUGUCGGUGUCCACGCUGACAACGACGUCCGGACACGCCGGGUGGGUGUAGACGUCGGCGUAGUCCUGCAGCCGCGGCAGCGACAAAGGCUGCGGCGGGGCAGCGACAAGGGCCGCGGCGGGUCGGGGACGGUCGGGUACAGGCGCGUACGCGAGCCCGCGUGGCGCGCCUGGCGCCAUGCCUGCUUCGCCUGCGCGUCCUCGUGCACGUCGAGGCGCGCGGCCGCGGGCACGCCCAGCCGCUCGUCCACCAGGUGCCACGCGAUGGCUUCGCGCCCGGGGCUGUCGGCGUUGGCAAACACGACGACGGCCCAGUCGCGCGCGGGGACGCACACCAUGGUGGCCGUCAUGCCCUCGACGCCGCCCGGGUGCAGCAUCACGUCGUCGCCGCGGUACGUCGACAGCAUCCAGCCGAGCGAGUACGUCAUGGGCUGGGUGAGCUGCGGCUGCGCGCCCGGCGGGCAAAAGGCGCGCGGCUGCCGCAGCGCCGCGUGGCCGGCCGCCGAUAGGGGCGCCGUACGCGGCGUAGUCCUCGACGGUCGAAAUGAUGGCGCCGGCGCCGCCCAGCACGCCGUCAAAGUAGGGGAUGGCGCGGUGCUGGCCGGCCGCUUCGUCCCAGGCGUAGGGCACCGCCAACGUCGCCGUCGCCCUGCUGCCAUUGGUGUCAUUGGCGCCGUCCGCUACAAACGCCUGCGCCUCGGCCAGCGUCCAAAACGUCGACAUCAUGCCCAGCGGCGUCCAGAGCCGCUCCUUCAUAAACGCGCCCAGCGUCUGGCCCGUCACCACUUCGAUCAUGUGCCCCACCGCAAUGAACAUGCCGUUGCAGUACUGCCACGCCGUCCGGAUCGGCUGGGUCAUGGCGCAGUGGUGCAGCGAUCGCACGUAGUCGCGGAUCGCCGUCGGCGACGACCGCCUACGCCCAAUCGUCAGCUGGUGCGUCGCCAGCCCCGUCCGGUGCGACAGCGCGUCCUCCAGCGUCACGUGGGCCGUGCCGUACGCGUCGGCCAGCACAAAGUCCUCGCGGAUCAGCUCGCUCAGCGGCGUCGUCCACUGCACGCGCGCACGCGCCUCCGUCGUGUCGUCGUCGACGAGCAGCGACGCCGCCGCCGCCGUAAACGACUUGGUCGUGCUGCCGGCAAAAAACAGCGUCGACGGGCGGACGGGCACGUCGGGCAGCGCGGCCAUGCCGUAGCCCGCGGUCCACGUGUCGUCGCCGUCUACAACCGCCACGGCGACGCCCGGAAUGUGGCAUCUGUCGAGCGUGUCGCGGACCAGCUUCUCAAAGGCAGCGUUGAGGGGAAACGUCUUUGUCUCUGUCUUGGUCGGUGGUGUGUCCGCUUCGCCAGCAAUGCGAAGAGGGACGCCCUCCGUCGGAUCUGUUUUGACUUUUGUGUCAGCCACGUUGGCCUUUGUCGAUGUCGUUGGUGGUUAAUGGAAUGA